AUGCCGCCCGUUAACCACGCUGCUGUCUCAGCUGGCGUAAUUGCCAUUUCCGUUGCAGUCGCUGCUGCGAUAGCCGUCUAUGAGUCUCCCGAACUCCGCCGCAUGGCCGACGACCUCCGCCGGCGCAUUGCGAUAGCACUACACUCACUUGGCGACAAUGUCUCGCCCAACGAACGCGGCGAGCCCGUCUUCAACCGACCAGAGGAUGCCGAGGGCUUCUUGCAGUCUCGCGGCUCAGGAGAGAAUGCCGUGGACGCAGACGACGAGACGAGGCGCAGACAGCGCGAGGAGCUGAUGUAUUGGAACAGACUGCGCGAGGAGAAGAAAGAGAAGGAGCUCAUGGAACUCAAGGAGGCGGCAGAGCACCUGCAACGCCAGAGCUCCCAGCAUGGGUCCACUUUCGACGACUUCAUGAGGCAAGACAAGGACGCUGAGAAAGGCACCUAUGUAUUCAACUCUGGCACAGAUGUGCAUGGCGAUGAAGGCUUGGUGCACCGUCGACCUCACGGCGUCCGUGGGCUUAACUCAUCGGUCUAUGCUAAUCCUUUCGCUGACGAAUACGGCAUCGACGUCGAUGAGCCCGAGGCGGAGGAAGGGUCCAAGCUCAUGACGCCUGAUCGCCACGAGAUCAUGUCGGACAUCUACAGCGCUACCGAGCCUGACGCGCAAGCUCAAGUGCAGACUGAGCCCACAGCCCUGGGCGAGGUUCUUUUCGAUGCGGCAGAAGAGGUCCGGACCGAGUCUAGCAAGACUCUCGAGCGCGAGCUCGGCCCGGACGAGUUCAUGACUGCCGGCCAAGACGACCGCAGCAACGAUGCCUACACGUCGAUCCAAGCGUGGGCCCAAAACAGCUCCAACCCGGGCUUCUACUCGCCACUCCCAGCCACUCCCUCCGCACCAAUGUCCGAGCCCGAAGUGAUUAGCGAAGGAAUGCUCACUCCGACUGACUCGGCGUCUACUGCCGGAUCUGGAGAAGACAUCGCCAACGAAGUGGCCUCGGAGAGCGGCAACGAGGGCACGCGCUACUACGAUGUGAUGAGCGAAGACGAGGACGGCAUGAUGACACCGGCAAGCUGGACCGAAGUCGGCAGUGUUGUCAGCGAGAGCGACGCCGGUGCAUUCCGUACGCCUGCUCAUGCGUAA
Molecule: messenger RNA, 1143 nt
Organism: Thyridium curvatum
Lineage: Eukaryota; Fungi; Ascomycota; Sordariomycetes; Thyridiales; Thyridiaceae
Exons: 1
Coding region: 1-1143 (380 amino acids)
Source: RefSeq, a predicted model, not a curated record